Molecule: messenger RNA, 2571 nt
Organism: Marasmius oreades (fairy-ring Marasmius)
Lineage: Eukaryota; Fungi; Basidiomycota; Agaricomycetes; Agaricales; Marasmiaceae
Exons: 3
Coding region: 1-2571 (856 amino acids)
Source: RefSeq, a predicted model, not a curated record
AUGUUGUCUUCAUCUCUCUCAAAGCAGACUACCAUCAUGUCGCCUUCUCUUUCCCAUACCGUAGACCAAGACGUAGACGACGACGAGCUCUGUAUGGUCUGCGAUGGCAAGUGCACUUGUGCCUCGUCUUCAUCGCAGCCCUUAGCCAGUACUUCUGCUGCACCUUUUCCCACCGUACAACCAAAACUAAAGAUAAAGCUUCCUCCGAAGCCAAAAAUUCCAUCUGGCUUACCUCCAGAUCUCCCCGAUCAUCUCGUUCCUCCUCAACAGCAACCACCUCCAAAGCGCAGAGGGCGUCCUCCCAAAAACGGCAUCUCUGCUGCUUCACGCUCGCGUCUAAAACCAUCGGCAUCCUCUCGACGCCCUCUUCCGAAAAAACAGACCAAAGACGGUACCAAAAAACGACGAACGCCCGUCAAGAGAAAACGGGUUGAUUCUACGGAUGACGAGUCUUCAGACCUUACCGAUAUCGAUCAACUCUAUACACAACACCAUCAUCAUUCCACUCCAGGCUACACAGGCGAUGAUGACGGAGACGAGGAUGAUCGCUCGACACAAUUUCCCACUUUCGCGUCCUCCAUCUCCUCUGCUUCGUCAACAGACUCUGACAGUGCGUCCCUGUCAGGUUUUGAAACUGAUUCCUCAAUAGAAGCCGAAGAAGAAAGUUUUAUUAUUGCCCAAGAAAGAGCUCGUGUGCGACGCGAGCUUAUGGGUGAGGAAACCCUGCAGAAACGUCGUGACAACAAUUGGGUCAUACGACCACGAAAAAGAAGCGUGGGAAAUCCUAGCGAUGUUGACAUGGCCGGUGAUAGUGACGCCUCCGAAGAAGACGACGACGCCCAGGACGACGAACAGGACGACGAUGACGACGACGAACAGGAUGAAUCGGACCGACCCGGAGCAGGCUAUGUAGGCUUCGCUACUGGGUGGUCUGAUGACGAGUCCAGUUUCGAUGCUGACCUCUUUUUUGCCAAUCUGUCUUCUGAUCCAGACGGCAAUGGUUCUUCCACUCAAGGCGACGACGAAGUCGAUGCUCAUAGCUACCAAUCUGAUUUAGAUGUUCUGGCUGCCAGCAUUGUUCCGCAACUCCGCCAAGGUAUCCACAAUAUGCCCUUCGAGGUAUCCGAGGGGUGGGAUGGUCAGAUCGUGUUUACGAACGGUCUUGGUGAGGCACAGGGUACCGUAAAUCUAGACGUUCCGUUUCCUCCCUCCCCGAUCAUCUUCCCGGAGCAGAGUGUUUCGCCUCCUCGUGUAGAUGGUGGUGGGGAUGUCGACAUGAUUUCGACAACAGACGCAGAUCCGGACGAAGACGGCUAUGAGCAGGAUGUCGAUACUGUUGGUGAGGAUGACGGAGAUACAACCGAUGAGGAGCUGGUCGGGGAAGAUGAUCUACCCAAUGAACACGCCAUGCAGUUGUUCAACAUGCCCUUUACGAGCGUUUCAUAUAUCAACCCCCUAUCGACCAUGAGUCCGGUCAGUAGUCCGGGUCCUAGACGCGGAUCUGCCCCUUUUGGAUUGGACUCGCCCAAACCGGCUGAUAUCCUUGCAGGAAGAGCUUACUGUGACUCUGAUGAGCCUGAAGAUUUCGAGAAUGAUUCCAGGGGACUCGCUUUGUUCAGAGGUGGUGGCCCGCGACAAGGUGAAUUUGAGAUCACAAAACACACACGUCGUGCUGUCAUCGAUGGUCAGCACACGAAUAUCCCAUCUCCCCAUCCUAGGUUUAAAGGCCGCCAUAACCGAUUGUCUGCCUCUCGGUCUAUUGGGCUCGACAGCCUUUUACGGCGGACCUUGCAACCUAUCAGACCCUCCUCCCUUCCACCGUCUAUCCGAUUUCCACUGACCCUUUCGCCAUCGUCGGAGGUGGUCUCGAUGUCACCCGAACUCCUCCCCACGCAGGUAGUCGACAUUGAUGAUGUCCUCGACUCAUCCUUCCUUGACGCUGAUCCUCCGAUCGAUAGCGAAUUGCAAGAGUGCGGUGACGGUGAAACCUCAUCGACAGAAAGCGCGUUUGAGGUGGAAGAUUCCCACAAACACAUUCAAAACCUCAAACGGUGGGAUGUCAUCUCCGUUGGUGCAUUCCGAAAAACACGCGAAGCUGCAGGAGGAGGAUGUUUGAGCGACAGUGCAACAGCAGGUUGGGGUUCGGAUUCACCCGCGGACUACAGUGCUGCCAUGAAGAGCAGUCCUAUGAGUGAUAUGCUCUGGCAGAACAGGAACGGACAGCAGUCGCAUGCACAACAUUCCCAGGCUUCAUCUUCAUCUUCCCGUCUGUCGUAUGCUCUUUCACCCGACCUUUUACCGGUCACAGAUGGUGAUCGUACGCCCACCUCUCAUCCAAGAACCCCCGUGAAAGGCUCAAGGGAGGGUGAUAACCACCAACAUCAAAAGACGAGGAAAGAUAUCAGAAAGGAAAGAAGAUUGAAGCAGAAGAGCUUCACUACGUCCCGGCAUUCACAACAUCGCAACCACCACCACUUCCAUCAACACCAUCCAAACCUAAAAUCACGCAGCACCAGUUCGAAUCAAAGGAAUUUCAGUUCGCCAUCGUCUAUGCCUGCGCUGAACAUUUAA